ACGGCGGCGGCGGCGGCGGCGGCGACGCCGGGUGGGGAUGGGGUCGCAGACGCUGCAGAUCCUCCGGCAGGGGGUGUGGGCCGCGCUCAGCGGCGGCUGGUACUACGACCCUCACCAGGCCACCUUCGUGAACGCGCUCCACCUCUACCUGUGGCUCUUUCUGCUCGGCCUGCCCUUCACGCUUUACAUGGCCCUUCCUUCUUCGAUGAUUAUAGUAGCAGUUUAUUGCCCCGUGGUAGCUGCUGUUUUCAUUGUUCUGAAGAUGGUCAACUAUCGACUGCACAGGGCACUUGAUGCUGGAGAAGUUGUAGAUCGGCGCGCGAGUGGAUUUCCAGAUCAGCGAGGCAAAGCUGAGCAAGGCAACUGUUCAACAAGGAGGAAAGACAGCAACGGUCCAAGUGAUCCUGGUGGAGGGAUUGAGAUGUCAGAGUUCAUUCGAGAGGCCACACCUCCGGUUGGUUGCAGUUCGAGAAAUUCGUAUGCUGGUCUAGACCCAAGCAACCAGAUUGGAUCUGGAUCUUCUCGACUUGGAACAGCAGCAACUAUUAAAGGAGAUACGGACACUGCUAAGACUUCUGAUGAUAUAAGUUUAAGUCUGGGCCAGAGCUCUAGUCUUUGUAAAGAAGGAAGUGAAGAGCAAGAUUUGAAAAUUUGGGUGACUGACCGCAAGCUCUUCCGCCUGGUCUCCAAUGACUCCUUCAUUUCUAUUCAGCCAUCGUUGUCCUCUUGUGGACAGGACUUACCGAGGGACGUCAGUGACAAAGUGAGCCUGCCAAGUCAUAGCCAGCACCACCAUGUUGAUCAGUCACUGUCCAGCGCCUGUGACACGGAAGUGGCUUCUCUCGUACCUCUCCAUUCACACUCAUACAGGAAGGAACACCGGCCACGAGGAGUGCCACGGACUUCCAGCUCCGCCGUGGCGUUUCCUGACUCGUCACUGAAUGACUUUCCUCUUUACCAGCAGAGACGGGGCUUAGACCCAGUUAGUGAGUUAGACUUGUCCAAGCCCUCCUCAGGACCCAGAGAGUCCUUAGUGGAAAAGCCUUGCCCACCUGCGGAAUUUCAGCCUGCUGGGGAUCUGAAAAAAAGUAAUUCCCAACCACCCACAAAGUGUGGGAGGAGCAGGGCACUGAAUGCUGAAAAAAGCGUGGACAGCCUGAGGAGCCUGAGCACACGGAGCAGUGGGUCCACGGAGAGCUACUGCAGCGGGACCGACAGGGACACCAACAGCACUCUGAGCAGCUAUAAAAGCGAGCAGACCAGCUCCACUCACAUUGAGAGCAUCUUGUCUGAGCAUGAGGAAUCUCCUAAAGUGGGAAAGAAGAGCACCCGGAAGAAAGAGUGCUGUGCUGACUCAGCAGAGGAGAGGCGCCAUGGUGCUGGUGACCAGAGGACUAGCAGUGACAAGGCUGCCCCAGAGGAGAGUGCACCUGUUGGGCCUCCUGAGGCCCCAGAUGCUCAGGCAUCUGAGGAAAUGGGUGACCAUGUAGCUCCCAGUAGCUCUGCAUCAGAAGAUGCCAAUAAAAACCCCCACGCAAAUGAGUUUACUGUCCCUGGGGACAGGCCUCCUGAGCAAAGUGAAGAGAGCAAAGAGGAGCAGAGUGAGAAGCCCAGCCUUUCCACAGACUCCAAAGUUUGUAAAGACGAUGGUGGGAGGCAGAAGGAAGGAGACGUCCGACCCAAGUCCUCCAGCUUAAUCCACCGGACGACAUCUACCCACAAGCCAGGCAGGAGGCGCACCGGGAAGAAACGGGCCAGCAGUUUUGACUCCAGUCGCCACAGAGACUACGUUUCCUUUCGAGGAGUCUCUGGAACCAAGCCACACAGCGCUGUGUUUUGUCACGACGAGGACUCUAGUGAUCAAAGCGACUUGAGCAGGGCACCGAGUGUUCAUUCUGCCCAGCAGCUCAGCAGUGACAGCUCUUCCAGCGCUGCUUCUCAUUCGUGCCAGUCUCCCGAGGGCAGAUACAGCGCCCUCAAGACCAAACACGGCCGCAAGGACCGGGGCACAGACUCAGACCACACGCACAGAGCUCAUGCAGGCCCCGAGGGAACUGCCAAAAAGAGGGCCACUCGAAGGACUUCCAGCACAAGCAGUGCCAAGACUCGGGCUCGGGUGCUGAGCUUGGAUAGUGGCACUGUGGCCUGUUUGAAUGACUCAAACAGGCUGCUGGCCCCGGAAACAAUGAAGCCCUUAACCACUUCCAAGUCAGACCUUGAGGCCAAAGAGGGAGAGGUGCUGGAUGAGCUGUCUCUCCUGGGCCGCGCUUCCCAGUUAGAGACAGUCACUCGCUCUAGGAAUAGUUUGCCAAGCCAGGUUGCAUUUCCUGAAGGGGAAGAGCAAGAUGCAAGCACUGGAGCAGCACAGGCCAGCGAGGAGGCAGUGGCUUUUCGCCGUGAACGCAGCACAUUUAGGCGCCAGGCAGUACGGCGCCGGCACAAUGCAGGGAGUAACCCUACCCCUCCUACCUUGCUCAUCGGAUCGCCCCUAAGCCUUCAAGAUGGUCAGCAAGGCCAGCAGUCCACAGCCCAGGUCAAAGUGCAGUCCCGCCCCCCAUCCCAGGCUCCAGUGCUCAGUGCUAGUGCCUCCUUGCUGGUGAGAAAAGGGAGUGUCCACUUAGACGCCUCACAUGACCAUACAUCUGCUGUAGGCGGUAGCAGUUUGCACGAUGAACUUGGUAAGUUCUCAUCCACACUCUAUGAGACGGGUGGCUGUGACAUGUCACUUGUGAAUUUCGAACCAGCAGCAAGAAGAGCGUCCAAUAUCUGUGACACGGAUUCUCACGUAUCAAGUUCUACCUCAGUUCGAUUUUAUCCACACGAUAUGAUUCGGUUGAACAGACUGUUGACCAUUGACACAGAUCUGUUGGAGCAGCAGGACAUUGAUCUAAGCCCUGACUUGGCAGCCACUUAUGGCCCCACAGAAGAAGCUGCCCAAAAAGUUAAACACUAUUACCGCUUUUGGAUCCUACCCCAGCUCUGGAUUGGCAUUAACUUUGACAGACUCACUCUUUUGGCGCUGUUUGACAGAAACCGUGAGAUUCUGGAGAACAUAUUAGCUGUCGUCCUGGCUAUUCUUGUGGCUUUUUUGGGAUCCAUUCUUCUCAUCCAAGGCUUCUUCAGAGACAUCUGGGUGUUCCAGUUCUGCCUGGUGAUAGCUAGCUGCCAGUACUCACUGCUCAAGAGUGUUCAACCUGAUUCUUCCUCUCCCAGACACGGUCAUAAUCGCAUCAUUGCCUACAGUAGGCCAGUUUACUUCUGUUUAUGUUGUGGCCUCAUUUGGCUCUUGGAUUAUGGCAGCAGAAACCUAACUACAAGCAAGUUCAAAUUAUAUGGAAUAACUUUCACCAAUCCACUGGUGCUUCUGUCAGCCAGGGAUUUGGUUAUAGUGUUUACACUCUGUUUCCCAAUAGUAUUUUUCAUUGGUCUCCUGCCUCAGGUGAACACGUUUGUAAUGUACCUUUGUGAACAGUUGGAUAUCCAUAUCUUUGGUGGGAAUGCCACCACCAGCCUGCUGGCAGCACUGUACAGUUUCCUCUGCAGCAUUGUGGCCGUCGCUGUGCUGUAUGGGCUAUGCUUCGGAGCUUUAAAGGAUUCCUGGGAUGGCCAGCACAUUCCAGUACUUUUCUCUGUGUUUUGUGGUUUGUUAGUGGCGGUGUCCUAUCAUCUCAGCCGACAAAGCAGCGACCCCUCUGUGCUCUUCUCUUUGAUGCAAUCCAAGAUUUUUCCAAAAACUGAAGAGAAAAACCCAGAAGACCCUCUGUGUGAAGUGAAAGACCCACUGCCAGAAAAGCUUAGCAAUUCUGUUAGUGAGCGUUUGCAGUCCGACCUCGUGGUGUGCAUCGUCACUGGUGUGCUGUAUUUUGCUAUCCAUGUGAGCACAGUGUUCACAGCAUUGCAGCCUGCUCUCAAGUACGUGCUGUAUGCACUGGUCGGCUUGGUGGGUCUCGUAACCCAUUACGUGCUGCCUCAAGUGAGGAAACAGCUGCCGUGGCACUGCUUCUCCCGCCCUCUGCUGAGGACAGCCGAGCACAAUCAGUAUGAAGUUCGAAAUGCAGCCACUAUGAUGUGGUUUGAAAAACUUCACGUGUGGCUUCUUUUUGUGGAAAAGAAUAUCAUCUAUCCACUGAUUGUCCUCAAUGAACUGAGCAGCAGUGCAGAGACAAUUGCCAGCCCAAAGAAACUGGAUACAGAGCUGGGUGCUCUGAUGAUCACCAUUGCUGGCCUGAAGCUGCUGCGCUCCUCCUUCAGCAGCCCCACGUACCAGUACGUCACCGUCAUCUUCACUGUGCUCUUUUUCAAGUUCGACUACGAAGCCUUCUCAGAGACCAUGCUGCUGGAUCUCUUCUUCAUGUCCAUCUUGUUCAGCAAGCUUUGGGAGCUCCUCUAUAAACUGCAGUUUGUGUACACCUAUGUGGCGCCCUGGCAGAUCACGUGGGGCUCUGCAUUCCAUGCUUUUGCUCAGCCCUUUGCGGUGCCCCACUCGGCUAUGCUGUUUGUUCAGGCAGUGGUGUCGGCUCUCUUCUCCACGCCACUAAACCCCUUCCUGGGCAGUGCCAUAUUCAUCACCUCCUACGUCAGACCCGUGAAGUUCUGGGAGAGGGACUACAACACAAAACGUGUGGAUCACUCAAAUACCAGACUGGCUUCUCAGCUUGACAGAAAUCCAGGAUCAGAUGACAACAAUCUGAAUUCUAUCUUCUAUGAGCAUUUAACCAGAUCCUUACAGCACAGUCUUUGUGGGGAUUUGCUGCUGGGACGGUGGGGAAACUAUAGUACUGGAGACUGUUUCCUCCUGGCCUCUGACUAUCUCAAUGCACUGGUACACCUCAUAGAGAUAGGCAACGGCCUGGUCACUUUCCAGCUGCGGGGACUUGAAUUCAGAGGUACCUACUGUCAGCAGCGGGAGGUGGAGGCCAUCACAGAAGGUGUAGAGGAAGACGAGGGGUUCUGCUGCUGUGAGCCAGGCCAUGUCCCUCACGUGCUGUCCUUCAACGCUGCCUUUGGCCAGCGCUGGCUGGCUUGGGAAGUGGUCGUCACCAAGUACAUUCUGGAGGGCUACAGCAUCACUGACAACAGUGCGGCGUCCAUGCUGCAAGUCUUUGAUCUUCGCAGAGUCCUUACCACUUACUAUGUCAAGGGCAUCAUUUACUACGUCACAACCUCCUCUAAGCUAGAGGAAUGGCUCGCUAACGAGACGAUGCAGGAAGGACUGCGUCUGUGUGCGGACCGAAAUUAUGUUGAUGUGGACCCAACUUUUAACCCAAACAUCGACGAAGACUAUGACCAUCGGCUGGCAGGCAUAUCUCGGGAGAGUUUCUGUGUGAUUUACCUCAACUGGAUAGAGUACUGCUCUUCCCGGAGAGCAAAGCCUCUAGAUGUGGAUAAAGACUCCUCCCUGGUGACUCUUUGUUAUGGACUCUGUGUUCUGGGACGGAGAGCUUUGGGAACGGCCUCCCACCAUAUGUCCAGUAACCUGGAGUCGUUCCUCUAUGGAUUGCACGCCCUCUUUAAAGGAGACUUCCGGAUUUCUUCAGUCAGAGAUGAGUGGAUCUUUGCUGACAUGGAACUGCUGAGAAAAGUUGUCGUGCCUGGGAUCCGCAUGUCCAUCAAACUCCAUCAAGAUCACUUCACUUCUCCGGACGAGUAUGACGACCCCACUGUGCUCUACGAAGCCAUCGUGUCUCAUGAGAAGAACCUUGUCAUAGCCCAUGAGGGUGACCCUGCAUGGCGGAGCGCGGUGCUUGCCAACUCUCCGUCCUUACUGGCUCUGCGGCAUGUCAUGGACGAUGGCACCAAUGAGUACAAGAUCAUUAUGCUCAACCGACGCCACCUGAGCUUCAGGGUCAUUAAAGUGAAUAAGGAGUGUGUCCGAGGCCUCUGGGCAGGCCAGCAGCAGGAGCUUGUGUUUCUCCGGAACCGGAACCCAGAGAGAGGCAGCAUCCAGAAUGCAAAGCAGGCGCUGCGGAACAUGAUCAACUCAUCCUGCGACCAGCCUAUUGGCUACCCUAUCUUCGUGUCACCCCUGACAACGUCCUACUCUGACAGCCAUGACCAGCUCAAAGAAAUUCUUGGAGGACCAAUCAGCUUGGGAAAUAUCCGGAACUUCGUAGUGUCUACGUGGCACAGGCUAAGGAAAGGUUGUGGAGCCGGCUGUAACAGUGGUGGCAAUAUUGAAGAUUCUGACACUGGAGGUGGGACUUCCUGUCCAGGUAACAAUGCAGCCACUGCCAGUGAUCCCCACAGCAAUGUGUCCCAAGGAAGCACUGGGAACCCUGGACAGGGAACAGGCUCUGGACUCCACCCACCCACCACAUCGUAUCCUCCAACACUAGGCACUAGCCACAGCGCCCACUCAGUGCAGUCCGGUCUGCUUAGACAAUCCCCAGCGAGAGCCUCUGUGGCCAGCCAGUCUUCCUACCGCUACAAUGGCCGGCACUCGUCCCUCCGGAUGUCCACCACGGGCUUUGUGCCAUGUCGGCGCUCCUCUACCAGUCAGAUAUCACUUCGAAACUUGCCGUCAUCCAUCCAGUCCCGCAUCUCCAUGGUGAACCAGAUGGAAGCCGCCAGCCAGGGCGGCAUGGGCUGUGUGCAGCACGGCCUGCCAUCUUCCAGCAGCUCCAGCCAAAGCAUCCCGGCCUGCAAGCAUCACACGCUCGUAGGCUUUCUUGGGGCAGAGGGCAGUCAGAGCGGAGCCACUGAGGCCCAGCCAGGCAACACCUUAAGUCCUGCCAAUGUUUCACAGGCCAGAAAAGGGGAGGUCAUCUACAGAGUCCAAAUUGUGGAUCUCAGUCAGAUUCUGGAAGGAAUUAACCUGUCAAAAAGGAAAGAGCUGCAGUGGCCUGACGAAGGAAUUCGGUUAAAAGCUGGAAGAAACAGCUGGAAAGACUGGAGUCCUCAGGAGGGCAUGGAAGGCCAUGUGAUUCACCGAUGGGUGCCUUGCAGCAGAGACCCAGGUACAAGGUCCCACAUCGACAAGACAGUGCUUCUGGUCCAGAUUGAUGAUAAAUACGUGACUGUAGUUGAAACGGGGGUACUGGAACUGGGGGCAGAAGUGUGAGCCUGCGUUCACAGCACCUGCGCUGCUUUCUCUGGCUGCCCAGCCCUUGGAGAGAAGGCAAGGGUGCGGAAGAUCUGCCUGUGGGGACCGCCUGCCCGGCACGGCAAAGACUUGAACAGUGGCUUGGCUAAGCGCCUCUCCGCCCUGAUGCCUGUCACUGUCUCCAUCCCCAAAUAAAGCUGAAAUAUUUUUUUAAGUUAGCUGCAUGAAAGGCAGAAUUCUGUUGGAGCUUGCCCACAGAGGGCUCUCUGUGCGUUUAUGCUUUAGCCCACGGACUCUUGCCUCUAACGCGAAGCUCAUAUUUUUCUAAUUUCUUUGCCAAAAACAGUUGCCAUGGUUUUUUUGUUGUUGAAAAUGAAAUCCAUUGACCAUGAUUUUUGCAAACAGACCCAUGUGGACGCAUUCAGUUCGACGUGUAACAGUAUAAAAGUUUAAUGUACAGUGAGAAAGGUGAUGAAUAGAUGUAGGUUUAUCUUAUUCCUUGAACGCUAAAAACUUUAAUGGAAACAAACUGCACUAAUUUUUUACAGCAAUGCACUAUAUCUGAGAUUUCUCAGAAUGUUUAUUUAUAUAUAAAAAUAUAUACCAUUAUUUAAAUUGCCUUCAGGAUUAGUGCCCCCGCCCCCACCC
Molecule: messenger RNA, 7690 nt
Organism: Acomys russatus (golden spiny mouse)
Lineage: Eukaryota; Metazoa; Chordata; Mammalia; Rodentia; Muridae
Gene: Pcnx1
Product: pecanex 1
Exons: 37
Coding region: 38-7060 (2340 amino acids)
Cellular component (GO): membrane
Source: RefSeq, a predicted model, not a curated record